GAUUUGUACUGUACAAAUGAAAGAGAGUUCUGGGAAUACUGUGGCAUCUACCUCUUUGAAGAUAAAGGUAAAAUAUGGAUGGGAAGAACCAAGAGAACUGGAGAAAUGGACCUGAAGUCACUAGAAGAAGCAGCCUUGAAUCCCAUUUCAACUCUGCCUUCAUGUGCAAGUGUGAUGAUUAAUAUUAGGUUUCAUGAUCUAAAAUAUGGCUACACAAACCUUUCUGCAGGAGAACUUCUUCUUGAUGAAAGGAAGAACCCAGAUCCACAGUAUGGUGAACUCACUGAAAAGUACAUUAAAGAUGGAAAGAUGGUGCCAGUUGAGAUAACUAUCAGUUUGUUAAAGAGUGAAAUGGAUCAGACAAUGGCUGCCAAUGCUCAGAAGAAUAAAUUCUUAAUUGAUGGGUUUCCAAGAAAUCAAGACAACCUUCAGGGUUGGAAGAAGACCAUGGAUGAGAAGGCAGAUGUGUCUUUCAUUCUAGUUUUUUACUGUAAUAGUGAGAUCUGUAUUGAACGAUGUCUUGAGAGGGGAAAGAGUAGUGGUAGAAGUGAUGACAACAGAGAGAGUUUGGAAAAGAGAAUUCAGACCUAUCUUCAGUCAACAAAGCCAAUUAUUGACUUAUAUGAAGAAGUGGGGAAAGUCAAGAAAAUAGAUGACUCUAGGUCUGUUGAAGUUUUUGAUGAAAUUGAUAAGAUUUUUGACAAAGAAAGCUAA
This is a messenger RNA of Odobenus rosmarus divergens (Pacific walrus), 714 nucleotides long. Its product is annotated as UMP-CMP kinase-like. NCBI's taxonomy places the organism in Eukaryota, Metazoa, Chordata, Mammalia, Carnivora, Odobenidae. The annotation marks the transcript as partial. Gene Ontology annotation, biological process: UDP biosynthetic process; CDP biosynthetic process. The record is from RefSeq and is a predicted model, not a curated record. The transcript is spliced from 2 exons. Gene Ontology annotation, molecular function: ATP binding; UMP kinase activity. Gene Ontology annotation, cellular component: cytoplasm; nucleus.